Molecule: messenger RNA, 1154 nt
Organism: Calliphora vicina (urban bluebottle blowfly)
Lineage: Eukaryota; Metazoa; Arthropoda; Insecta; Diptera; Calliphoridae
Product: ketohexokinase-like
Exons: 2
Coding region: 140-1081 (313 amino acids)
Biological process (GO): fructose metabolic process
Molecular function (GO): ketohexokinase activity
Source: RefSeq, a predicted model, not a curated record
UCGCCAGAAAUUAAUAGUUUGCAAUGUGAAAUUUUUGUUAAACAAAUAAAUAUAUAUAAAUUUAAAAACAUUUAAUCUUAAGCUAAGUGUUAAAUCUGUUAAUAGAAAUCUUGAUCAACGAAGGGGAUUUAAAAUUAAGAUGUCGGAGCCACGUAUACUAUGCGUGGGCAUGUGUGUUUUGGACAUAAUUCACGUGUGUGCUGAAUAUCCCCAAGAAGAUACCGACAAACGUUGUUUAGAUGGCUAUUGGCAAAGAGGUGGCAAUGCCUCGAAUAACUGCUCUGUCCUCAGUAAACUAGGAGCGAAAUGUGAAUUUUUAGGCAUGACUUCCUCAGCUGUCGCCUUUCAGUUUCUCUAUGAAGAUUGUAAACAACGAAAUAUAGAGCUUAAAAACUGUCCCAAAAGUGAAAUGAAUCCCCCAUUUUCCAGUGUAAUUUUAGUGAAAAAUCAAGGAACCCGCACCAUAGUUCAUGCCAAUACUGGUUUUCCGAUUUUGAAAUUUGAAGAUUUUCAAAAAAUAAAUUUACACCAUUAUAGCUGGAUACAUUUUGAGGGACGCAAUGUGGAGGAAACCAAACAAAUGAUUGAUAUGAUUAGAAAAUAUAAUGGAAAGCAUAAAGAGAAUAACAUAAAAAUAUCUGUGGAAUUGGAGAAACUUAACAAGGAUUUAUAUAUUCUAGCCAUGAGAGCAGAUGUGGUGUUUGUGGGCAAAGAUAUAGCCCAACAUAUGGGCUGGUCAAGUGCUAAAGAGGCUGUCUAUAGUUCUCAGAGUAUCAUAGGUGAUUUAAAGGCCAAAGAUAUAAGCGAAACUUGGCCUUCGCAAAUGAUUAUAUGCCCCUGGGGCUCAGAGUGUUCGGAUGCUUUAGAUGGUUUUAGUAAUGAUUACUUUAGUUUGCCAGCUGUUUCGGUGGAAAAUAUUGUUGAUUCUUUGGGUGCUGGUGAUACAUUUGUGGCGGCUGUUAUUUAUGCUAUGAAUAAUUUAAAUAAGAAUUUAAAGGAGUCUGUGGACUAUGGAAAUCAUGUGGCGGCAUUUAAAAUACAACAUCGGGGCUAUGACUGUGUGGAGAAUUUUAAAUUGUAAAAUGCAAGAUUGUUAUAUGUUUUAAAUGUAAAAUAAAAAUAAGUUUUAACUUUUUGUUUAACUAUGAAUAGAA